UCUCAACAUAUUCUGUGACACCUUUUCAGGGUCGCUUUGUGAUUUUGUCACAAUAUUUGCCACUGAAGUAUGGGUAGUGCUGCACUGAGGGAAAAACUACACUGUACCCAACAGAAAACUCACAGCAUAUGCUGGUUCAUAUAUUUAAUUCUACAUCUGAUAGACAAAGCAUCUCUGCAGGACCCACCUGAUAUUUUGGGUGUUGUUGGAGGCUCUGUCAUCUUAUCGUGUUCAUACCAGGAAAGAGUACUAAAGCCAGAGGAAAUUAAUGUGUUUUGGAGAUACAAUGAAAACAUCAUUGUUUAUAAUAUUGAAAAGGGCAUUCCCUCAACAAAAGGCCAGAAUGGAAUGUUCCAGCAGCGAAUAAAAAGUUUUCGCUCAGAGUAUCCAAAUGGAAACUUUUCUCUCAGACUCUCAAAUCUUAAACUAACAGAUAAAGGGCAGUUCUCAUGUUCCAUCCCAGGUGUGUUUACAAAACACAAAGUAAGGCUGCUUGUCAGAGGUAUGUGGAAACAGUCAUUACUGACAUAGUUUGAGUCAUUUGAUAAAUAGAUUUAGUGCGUAAUGCAUGAUCAAAUAUAUUUUUUUAGC
Molecule: messenger RNA, 591 nt
Organism: Labeo rohita (rohu)
Lineage: Eukaryota; Metazoa; Chordata; Actinopteri; Cypriniformes; Cyprinidae
Product: V-set domain-containing T-cell activation inhibitor 1-like
Exons: 3
Coding region: 70-531 (153 amino acids)
Biological process (GO): T cell costimulation; positive regulation of T cell proliferation; cell surface receptor signaling pathway
Cellular component (GO): external side of plasma membrane
Source: RefSeq, a predicted model, not a curated record